AAAACAUUAAAACUUGAUCGACCAGACUGAAAGGUGACGGACGCCUGAGGUUGUGUUGGCCCACUCUUGCUUUAAUUUUUCACUUGUCUUGUGUUUGAGUACGAAGAAAAAAUGGCGAGCAAAAAGGGAAAAAAGCAAACUACAAAGAAAAGGGCGCAGAGGGCGACCUCGAACGUCUUUGCCAUGUUCGAUCAGUCUCAAAUCCAAGAGUUUAAGGAAGCCUUCAAUAUGAUUGACCAAAAUCGUGAUGGAUUUAUUGAUAAGGCUGAUCUGCAGGAUAUGUAUGCGUCGUUGGGUAAGGAACCUAAAGAAGACUACGUUGAUGGCAUGCUGAAAGAGGCUACAGGUCCCAUAAACUUUACCAUGUUCCUUACGCUGUAUGGUGAAAAAUUAAACGGUACGGAUCCUGAAGACGUCAUAAGAAAUGCUUUCGCUUGCUUCGAUGAAGAAGGCAGUGGAGUUAUUCACGAAACGAGGCUAAAGGAACUGAUGAUGACCAUGGGUGACAGAUUCACAGAGGAAGAAGUUGAUGACAUGUUGAGAGGAGCACCGAUUGAUGGGAAAGGCAACUUCAAUUAUGUAGAGUUUACUCGCAUCUUGAAACACGGAACCAAAGAAGAAUGAAUUGACUCUUAAAACUUUCUAGCAUUUUCUUAGGAAUUUGCUACAAACUCUUUGUAAUGUUGAAUAACCCUCAGUCAUUGUUAACCCAUACUUCCCUUGCUUUGUACAAAUACAGGACAAGUGUAUGCAGUAUAAAUGUUUUUUACACCUUAACUUUUUGCUUUGUCAUUUGAUCUGCCUUUACUAACAUAUGUUUUAAAGAACUCAAGGGACAAGGUUUAAGUGAAAUGUUUUCUCAAUUAAAGAUGUCCUGAAGUAUUUUCCUAGCAAAUAUCGAUUUUCGUUUUUUGUCUAGAUUAUUGUAUCUGUGUCUUAACAUCAGCAAUUGGCAUUGCUUUUUGUACA
This is a messenger RNA of Rhopilema esculentum, 969 nucleotides long. RefSeq names its product myosin regulatory light polypeptide 9. Gene Ontology annotation, molecular function: calcium ion binding. The record is from RefSeq and is a predicted model, not a curated record. NCBI's taxonomy places the organism in Eukaryota, Metazoa, Cnidaria, Scyphozoa, Rhizostomeae, Rhizostomatidae.